Manis pentadactyla (Chinese pangolin) is the source of this 2225-nucleotide messenger RNA. RefSeq names its product UTP15 small subunit processome component (gene UTP15). The record is from RefSeq and is a predicted model, not a curated record. The transcript is spliced from 13 exons. NCBI's taxonomy places the organism in Eukaryota, Metazoa, Chordata, Mammalia, Pholidota, Manidae. Gene Ontology annotation, biological process: positive regulation of transcription by RNA polymerase I; rRNA processing. Gene Ontology annotation, cellular component: nucleolus. Gene Ontology annotation, molecular function: protein binding. The coding region runs from base 255 to 1811 and encodes 518 amino acids.
UCUUCCUGCGACGGGCCUGGCGGUUCUGUCGCCAUGUGUUUCUGUGGCUCGCUUCAGGAUCCGCGUGAUUUCUCCCAAGUGAUCCUCGACAGUCCGGGGAGGGUGCUGACGGAGUCCAAAAAAUUCUCCUUGAAGCCGGGGUGCCCUGGCGGACCCUCAAGGGACCAGCUGAGACAUAAGACAGAGUCUCUGUAAUUAUUUCUAACAUCGGUUUCAAAAUUUACCUUUGGAUAACAGUCCAAUUAUAUGAAAUUAUGGCUGGUUAUAAGCCAGUAGCUAUUCAGACAUAUCCUAUACUUGGUGAAAAAAUCACCCAAGAUACACUGUACUGGAACAACUAUAAGACCCCUGUUCAGAUCAAGGAGUUUGGUGCAGUGUCAAAAGUAGACUUUUCUCUGCAGCCUCCAUAUAAUUAUGCUGUAACAGCUUCUUCAAGGAUUCAUAUUUAUGGCCGAUACUCCCAGGAACCUAUAAAAACCUUUUCCCGAUUUAAAGAUACAGCGUACUGUGCUACUUUUCGGCAGGAUGGUAGACUGCUUGUGGCUGGCAGUGAAGAUGGUGGAAUUCAGCUUUUUGAUAUAAGUGGGAGGGCUCCCCUCAGGCAGUUUGAAGGCCAUACUAAAGCAGUUCAUACAGUAGAUUUUACAGCUGACAAAUACCAUGUGGUCUCUGGGGCUGAUGAUUAUACAGUUAAAUUCUGGGAUAUUCCAAAUUCCAAAGAACUUCUGACAUUCAGGGAACAUUCUGAUUAUGUGAGGUGUGGAUGUGCUAGCAAACUGAACCCUGAUCUCUUUGUAACAGGUUCAUAUGAUCAUACUGUGAAGAUGUUUGAUGCACGAACCAACAAAAGUGUUACUUCCGUUGAGCAUGGGCAGCCUGUGGAGAGUGUCCUGCUUUUUCCCUCUGGAGGUCUUCUGGUAUCAGCAGGAGGUCGUUACAUUAAAGUCUGGGACAUGCUUAAAGGAGGACAGUUGCUAGUGUCUUUGAAAAAUCAUCAUAAAACUGUGACAUGUUUAUGUCUGAGCAGCUGUGGACAGAGAUUACUCUCUGGCUCACUGGAUAGGAAGGUGAAAGUGUAUAGUACAACAUCCUAUAAAGUAGUCCACAGUUUUGAUUAUGCAGCUUCAAUUUUGAGUCUUGCACUUGCACAUGAAGAUGAGACAAUAGUUGUAGGAAUGACCAAUGGAAUACUGAGUGUUAAACAUCGGAAAUCUGAGGCAAAGAAGGAUUCUCUUCACAGGAGAAGAAGGCCUGCAUAUCGAACUUUCAUUAAAGGAAAAAAUUACAUGAAACAACGGGAUGACAUUUUGAUCAACAGGCCAUCAAAGAAACACCUAGAAUUGUAUGAUAGAGACCUGAAAAAUUUCCGGAUCUCUAAGGCCCUGGACAGAGUCCUUGAGCCCAGUUGUACAAUAAAGACACCUGAGAUUACAGUUUCUAUCAUAAAAGAGCUAAGUCGAAGAGGAGUCCUUGCAAAUGCUCUUGCAGGUCGGGAUGAAAAGGAAAUCAGUCGUGUUCUUAAUUUUUUGAUAAGGAAUCUGUCUCAGCCAAGAUUUGCUCCUGUUUUGAUCAAUGCUGCUGAAAUAAUUAUUGAUAUAUACCUGCCUGUGGUUGGUCAGUCACCUGUAGUUGAUAAAAAGUUUUUGUUACUUCAAGGGCUUGUAGAAAAGGAGAUUGAUUACCAAAGAGAACUACUAGAAACCUUGGGGAUGAUGGAUAUGCUUUUUGCUACCAUGACGAGGAAAGAAAGCACUUCUGCAUUGCAGCAUACAUCUGAUGGGUUUCUGGAGAGCAAGAAGCUAGAAUCAUAAUGUUGCUUAGUAAGACACAUGAGAACUCCUAAGUUGGAAUAGAUUUGAUUCUAUUAGUGAUUGAAAAGAGAUUCUCUGAUACAUUGACAAAACUUUUUAUGCAAGUAAUUUUAAGAAAGAGACUGGAAUAACUAUGAUUGGAAAUAUGUACCUGUUUUAAGACACGGUUUUUUCCACAUAAUAUUUUGAAUAACCUCAUGGCAUCUUUUGCCAGAAGAUUACAGUUUUCUCAGUCAUAGUUUACCUUGGAACAGUUGAUACUAAUUUUAAUACAGUAUAGUACUGUAUCAGCGUUUGUGUAGAAAUUAGAACUCUCAACUGGGAAUCUUGCCUGAGGAAAAGGGCUUGAUUUUUUACUUCUGUCCUGGAAAAUGAUGACGACAAAACAACAAAUAAAUUCUUUCUUCACUCUGA